This is a messenger RNA of Phyllostomus hastatus (greater spear-nosed bat), 2671 nucleotides long. It is a transcript of the gene NKD2, whose product is annotated as NKD inhibitor of WNT signaling pathway 2. Gene Ontology annotation, biological process: negative regulation of Wnt signaling pathway. The record is from RefSeq and is a predicted model, not a curated record. The transcript has 10 exons. Lineage: Eukaryota; Metazoa; Chordata; Mammalia; Chiroptera; Phyllostomidae. Bases 206 to 1603 code for a protein of 465 amino acids. Gene Ontology annotation, cellular component: cytoplasm.
UUCUGUUGCCGCUGUCGCCGCGCCCGCCCGCCCACCCCAGCGUCCCGGCUGCACCGGCCGCCGGAACCCCACUCCUCCGACUUGGCGCGGAGGCCGGGCGCCCGGUCCAUGAGGCUCCCGAGCACGCCCAGCCCGGGCACCGGACCCCAGACCCGCACCUGAGCGCGCACACGGAGCGCGGGUGGCAGCCGGGGGCUGGGGCAGGAUGGGGAAAUUUCAGUCCAAGCACGCCGCUGCAGCCUUCAAGCGGAGAGAGAGCCCUGAAGGGGACAGCUUCGUGGUGUCUUCGUACUCAAGUGGCCGCAAAGGCAUGGUGGAGGCGGAGCGGCGUGGCGGCGUGGAGCACCGGGCGCGGGACAAGCAGGAGCUUCUCAGCGGGGACCCCAUAGAGGGACCUUUCCGGGAGGACCAGUGUCCUCUAGAGGUGGCACUGCCUCCCGAGAAGGCCGAGGGUCGAGAGGGUGCCGGACCGCUCUUCAGUGCAGAUGAGGUUGAGAGAGCAGCAAGCCGAGAGGGCCCGCGAGGCCUGGGCAAGAAGCACCUGAACAUCGACGCGCUGCAGUGUGACGUCUCAGUGGAGGAGGACAACCGCCAGGAGUGGACCUUCACACUCUAUGGAUUCGACAAUAGUGGGAAGGCCACCCGGGAGGACAUGUCCAGCCUGAUGCACACCAUCUAUGAGGUCGUCGAUGCCUCAGUCAAUCACUCCUCUGGCAGCAGUAAGACCCUCCGUGUGAAGCUGACCGUCAGCCCCGAGCCCUCCAGCAGGAGGAGGGAGAGCCCCCCCGCCGGACAGGACCGGGAGCCCACUCGCUGCAGGACGGAAGGCGAGAUCUCCGAGGACUCCAGGGUGGCCGACAGGAGGCUGUCUGCUUAUAUCAGGAGGCCCACCGCUGACCCCCACCCCUGCCCUGUGAGGGGGUCAUACUGCGUGGAUGAGAACACUGAGCGGAGAAACCACUACCUAGACCUGGCUGGAAUAGAAAACUACACGUCUAAGUUUGGACCCGGGUCCCCACCAACACAGGCCAAGCAGGAGCACCAGGGCAAGGCCUCACACCCCCCGGGCAGGUCUCGCUCCCAGGAGUCGGACGCACACGCCGUGCACAACCGCAGGUCCCAGGUGCUGGCUGAUCACGUCCUGCUGGCCAGCGAGCCCGCUGCCCGGGCCCUGGACAUGCAGCCCCGGCUGAAGGGGCAGGAAAAGCAAUUCCUCAAGUCCCCCAAGGGCUCGGGCAGGCCGCCCGGGGUGCCCAGUGCGAGCGUGCCUGGUGGAGGCAAGCCUGGGAGGGUCUUCAGCUACUACCCACCAGCCGCCCUGCCCCAGCCACCCCAGGAUGGCCACCACCUCCCACAGCCCCCGCCGCAGCCCCCGCCGCAGCCCUAUGGCCACAAGAGGUACCGGCAGAAGGGCAGGGAGGGCCACUCACCGCUCAAGGCCACGCUGGGCCAGCCUGCAGUAAUGGAGCACGAGGUGGUACGGGACCUGCCGCCCCUGCUGGUGGGGGAAGCCUACUCAGUGCCCGUGGUCCAGCGCCACGAGCACCACCACCACCACGAACACCACCACCACCACCACUACCACCACCACCACCCGUCCUAGCGUGCACACCCUGGCCCAGCCGCCCCGACCCGGCGCCCAGCUCCAAGUCUCUGGUAUGGGCGUCUGAGGUGGCACCAGCUGGACACUCACAAAAAAGGCCCUUCCUCUGCUCUCCUUUCCUCUAUGUUCUGGUGGGUGUCAUGUUGAAAUGAACACGUUUGAUGCCACUGACGUUGCGCAGUUAUGAAGUGAUUCUGUGUAACCCAUAAAGCCACAUGUAAACAUAGAAGAGCACAGUUGUAUCUUUCACGUAUGAUUCCAGAGUGAGUCCUCCUGGCAUGGAAGGGACUCUGCUCAGAUGACUUCCGCGUUUUCCUCAAGGAAGCGCCUCCUGCUCCGGGUGCCUUGCACUGAGACGUGCAGGGUGGCAAGGCCUUGAAGUUACGGAGCCAGCAGUGAAUGUACAGCGUUGUAGCCCUCGUGCAUUACUCAUUCAAGUUGUGGGGAGGGACUGUUCCUUCAUGUGCUGCGUGCACAGUGGUGAGUUCUGCUCCACCACGCUGAGUGCAGCUCAUAACAGAAAGGCGGCCACGGGGGAGGUGCGAAGUGCUCCCCAAACAGUGGUCAGUAAACUCUGGAAGUGAGGCCAUGAGCACAAAGGAAGGGCACAGGUGGGUAGGUGCCGGCACCAGCAUCUUAAGUGGACACAGACGUGGACAGCAGGGCCGGUGGGGUGGUAGUUUCUAUCUCAAACACACGCACAGUCCGCUGGACAGGAGGCGGACGUGUGUCCUCUGGGCUCACACAUACAGCAUCAUAGCGCUCACGGCAGUUUCCGUGGUGUCCGCCUGCAGAAAACACAGUGUGGUCCCUCUAGGGAAAGGGGCAGUGACGGUGUCUGAGGGUCACAGAACCUUGGCUGGCAGCGGCCCCCUGUGGCAGGGCACGGCUGCUCCUUCCUCCUUCCGGGAUGAGCAAGUGGACUUCCUGGCAACUUGAGAGUUUGGGCAGGUGGUUUUGCAUUCACCUUCAUGGAAUUGUUUUCAAGAAUCAAGCAAAUUGGUGGUCGCCUUGUAAUUGAGGUUUUUUUCCCCCAGGCAUAAUAAAAAUAUGCAUUUUGUAAUAUGC